AGAUUUUCCCGGGAAAGAAAAUAGUUCCCGAUUUGGAGUCCCAUUCCUCAAUCCUCACGGCUCUGCGCAAUACAUUCAUGAAUGUAAUUACAUAACAAGUUUGAAAUAAACUGCAAAAACAAAGGAAUAGAUCAAGCAGAGUUAGAAUUCUCCUACACUGCCACUGGUUUUACAUACAUAACUGGCGGCUUCAAAGCAAAAAGCUUGGACUUUUCAUUUUCUUUUUUUCUUUUAUGGAAAGCGUGGUUUGCGACUGGGCCAUUUAGGAUAUACCAGCAGAUUCAGAUUCCCAUAAAAGCUUGGAAGAUUCAACCCCAAAAGGCAAAAGUCUCUCUUCUCAAUCCACACAUAUCCAAUCCAUCCUACCCUGUUCUAACUGGAGCUGGUUGAAAUCGGAAGCAAGAGUUCAUGGCUGACCUUGAUGAUAAUGGACAGCCACAGAUUCAGGGGAGGUUUGCUGCAAUGGUAGUCUGUUGGCUUCUGGGAAAUGGGUGCCUCUUUUCAUGGAACAGUAUGCUUACAAUCGAAGAUUACUAUGUUGCCUUGUUCCCGAGAUAUCAUCCGGCGAGGGUCCUCACUCUUGUGUAUCAGCCGUUUGCGCUUUUUACACUCAUAGCAUUGUCAUAUAAUGAAGCAAAGAUCAAUACUAGGAAGCGGAAUUUAUUUGGAUAUACCUUAUUUUUCCUAAGUACUCUUUUGGUGCUAGUGUUGGAUUUAGCUACAUCCGGAAAAGGAGGUAUUGGAACUUACAUCGGAAUCUGUGCCAUUAGUGGUGCUUUUGGAGUUGCAGAUGCUCACGUGCAAGGAGGAAUGAUUGGAGACCUGUCGUUCAUGAAACCAGAAUUCAUCCAAUCUUUCCUUUGUGGCUUGGCUGCAUCAGGGGCCCUAACCUCUGGACUGAGGCUACUUACAAAGGCAAUAUUUGAGAAUUCCCAGAAUGGUCUGCGCAAGGGAGCCAUUAUGUUCUUUUCCAUCUCUACGUUCUUUGAGCUGCUAUGUGUUUUUCUGUACGCUGUUGUCUUUCCGAAGCUACCAAUUGUGAAGUUCUACCGCUCCAAGGCAGCAUCAGAAGGAUCUAAAACUGUUUCGGCUGACCUUGCUGCUGGUGGCAUCCAGACAUUACCGGAAGGAGAUGCAGAGGAUCCGACUAAGAUGCAGCGGCUGGGGAACAAACAAUUGUUAGCUCAAAACGUUGAUUACGCAAUUGAUAUGUUUCUAAUCUAUGUGCUGACCUUGUCAAUUUUCCCCGGAUUCCUAUCAGAAGAUACGGGAUCUCACAGUUUGGGUACAUGGUAUGCACUGGUUUUGAUUGCAAUGUACAAUGUGUGGGAUCUCAUAGGGAGAUACGUUCCAUGCUUAGAUUGCCUCAAGUUAGAAUCACGUAAAUGGCUGAUGGUUGUAAUUGUUGCUCGUUUCUUACUCGUUCCUGCGUUCUAUUUCACUGCCAAGUAUGGAGACCAAGGCUGGAUGAUCAUGCUUACAUCCUUCUUGGGUUUAACCAAUGGUUACUUAACUGUUUGUGUGCUCACUACAGCACCUAAAGGCUACAAGGGACCGGAACAAAAUGCUUUGGGAAAUCUACUGGUAGUGUUCUUAGUAUUAGGUAUAUUUGCAGGUGUAACACUCGACUGGUUGUGGCUUAUAGGCAAGGGCUGGUGAUCAUUUCUUACAUCAGAUUUCAACGGUUGUUCAUAUUUUACUGCUCCAAGUUUGCCAGAAAAUAUAUUGGAAUUCUAAUUUGUUAGACUGGGUGAUUCAUUAAUGAAAUGCAAAAAGAGAAUUACCGGAG
Messenger RNA from Rosa chinensis, 1789 nucleotides. Its product is annotated as equilibrative nucleotide transporter 3. Gene Ontology annotation, biological process: nucleoside transmembrane transport. NCBI's taxonomy places the organism in Eukaryota, Viridiplantae, Streptophyta, Magnoliopsida, Rosales, Rosaceae. Gene Ontology annotation, molecular function: nucleoside transmembrane transporter activity. Gene Ontology annotation, cellular component: plasma membrane. The record is from RefSeq and is a predicted model, not a curated record. Bases 409 to 1659 code for a protein of 416 amino acids. The transcript has 10 exons.